Molecule: messenger RNA, 615 nt
Organism: Ostertagia ostertagi
Lineage: Eukaryota; Metazoa; Nematoda; Chromadorea; Rhabditida; Trichostrongylidae
Source: the annotation of a GenBank genome assembly
AUGGCUCAAGAGGAGGUGCAGGAUCUACUUGCCGCAGCUGCUUUCACAAACUGUCAUUCCAUUCCGAAGCCACCAGCCAAAAGUGUUGCUGAGCAAGAAAAACAACUUGCUAAGCUUGAGGAGAAAUACUCUCGUAUUCAGCUCACUAAUGUCGUUGAGAAGUUUGGAGAUGAUAAGCAAAUCGCGAUAUCCAGAGAGGCCGAGCUUAUGACUAAGGAACGACUUUGUUGUGGAUUAAACAUUUUCGAAAUGUUCUUGAGGAGGAUUCGACAGAUGCUUGGAGAUGACUCGAUUUUCACUGGUGGGUAUCCCACAAAUGGAGUGAUGUGGGUCGAUGAAUGUGUAGAAUUUCAUCGAGUGUGGUCUGCUCUUCAGUUCUUCAUAUGCCAACCUCGAGUCUCUGACGACGACAGGCUUGUGGAAGAACUUUUCGGCGAUUCCCUGCAGUGGGCCGGCAUGACGAUAAUAGCUCUUUUGGGACAACAUAGACGCUUUGAAGUUCUCGAUUUCUGCUAUCACCUUCACCGAAUUCAGAAAUUUGAUGGAAAGGAUGAGACUGUCAAUGGAGUUCGCCUCAGCCGUAUGUGGAAAGAAUCCGACGUUUUCAAUUGUUGA